AUGGCAGAAGACCUGAAGUCCAUCAUCACACCGACUCUCUUGACUCACAUUGCGACUUCUCGUAUUCCACAUGGCAAGGCAGAGUCUCUAGACUUCUCUCAAAUCGGCAGAGAGACGUUCAAGGAAUGCCACUUUGAUACGGACAUCAAAGAGCAAGCAUGGCCGGCCCUCGUGGCAAUGAGCAAAGUCGGCUUGGACGACUUUCCGGAUCCGCUGACGUUUCUCCCGGAGCCGAGCAGCCCCGAGUUCCCGGAGCAGAGUUUCGGCCUGACGCUUCUUCUCGACCAGGGCGCGCGCAUCUUCUGCAAGGGCAUUGAUGCGCGGUGGAGUGCAUGCUACUUCGAUGUCAUCGCCCAGCGGCUCGCCGCUGCCUUGCGCGCUCUGCCCGAGGAGCAACGCCCUGAUACCCCUUCCCGCUGGGAAAAGGACGUCGGAGCAUCGCUCGAUUACUGGCUGAUAACGCGGUUCUGGUUCGGUGCCGUGUGGGUGCACUCUGAGUCGCGGGAGAACCAGAAGAUUGCACUCGCAUACAUGGAGGAGACGCGGAAGAUCGUGGAAGAGGCCACAGGCAAGACGGAUCCUAACCGGGAAAAGCGAAGUGAGAUAUUGUCUGACACGACGACUUUUCCUUUCUUGUAUCGGCAAGGACCGCCGGAGGGAGACAAUGUGACACUCGCAGACUAUGCAUUUUUCAUGUGCAAGUUGAUGGAUGUGCAUUAUCCUAUCAUCGAGAAAUUUGGGCGCUAUCCAUACCGUAAUCGCAUCACGGGUAGGCAAACUACUGAUGAGGAGUUGGCCUGGCUUGAUAAGGUGGAUCAUUUGGGGGAGGCACCGGCCGAGAUAGGUGAGAAGAUUAAAGAAGACAUCGAAAAUGGAGUUUGGGCACCAUUGGGAUCUGGCUUGACGUAG
Messenger RNA from Phaeoacremonium minimum UCRPA7, 909 nucleotides. RefSeq lists its product as hypothetical. Gene Ontology annotation, molecular function: protein binding. The record is from RefSeq and is a predicted model, not a curated record. The transcript has a single exon. NCBI's taxonomy places the organism in Eukaryota, Fungi, Ascomycota, Sordariomycetes, Togniniales, Togniniaceae. The coding region runs from base 1 to 909 and encodes 302 amino acids.